AUGGGUGGGCAGCGCAGGCAGAAGCUCGAGACUGCCGCCCAUGCCGCUGCAAACCGGGAAAGGGCGGCCGACGCCGCUGAUGCUCAUGAUGCGCGCCCGAGGUGGCCGUUGGUUUUGGCCGCUUCUUUGCUGGCCUCGGCGGCUUUCGCCCUGCCCAAGAAGGCGCAGGAUGAAGCCACAAGGCCGCAGCAGGAGAUGUCGAAGAAGACGGUGAAGAAGUUUAGCCACAAGGUCUACCAGAUGGAAGACUCCCAGGCACUGGAUUUCCUGGAGCGGUGGUACCAGGGCCAGGAGGAUCUAGGCGGACUCGCGCGCAUGCCCCCCAAAGUCCGGCAAAGCUUCCGGACCAUGUUCAACAACAUCAUCAAGACCGCUGGAAAAGACGGCACAAUGUCGGAGAGCGUCCUGUGGUACCAGCGGAUGCGAGCUGCGAAGAUUGAUGUCAACCCAAGGACGUUCGGCAAGCUUGUGGCGGCAGCUGCGAGCAGAGGGCUGGUGGAGGAGGCUGAGCUCUGGCUCGAGACCAUGGUGGGGGAGGGUCUCCAGCCGGACCUGGUCACCAUGUCCUCAGUCAUCGCUGCCUGCUGCGAGGCGAAGGAGCCUCUUCGCGCCGAGCGCUGGUUCCAGCUGUUGCUGCAGCAGCGCUUGACCCCAGACCUGUUCGUCUACACCAGCAUGGUGGACGCGCACGCCGAAGCGGGGGAUGGCGACAAAGCCGCCGCGUGGCUUCAGCGGGCCGUGGAUGCAGGAAUUGAUGUCAGCACGGCAUGCUACAACGCCGUGAUAAAGGCGUACUGCCGCCAGGGCGAUCUGGAGGUAGCCAAUGAGUGGCUGGAGAAAGCCAAGGCAGCCGGCCACACGCUUGACAUCAUGUCGUACAACACCGUCUUGAACUUCUUCGCCGAAGAGGGGGACAUCAAGGCGGCUGAGGACUGGCUGGACAAGAUCAAGGCCUCGGGGUUGCAGCCGGACCAGGUGUCCUUCAACACCAUGAUCAAAGCGGCGAGCGUGUCCAAGCGAUUGUCAGAGACGGAGAAGUACGUGAAGGAGAUGGCAUCAUACCGCCUUCAGCCUACCGCGGCGACGUACGUGACUCUGGUCUCUGCGUAUGCGGACAAGGGCGAUCUGAAGAAUGCCCAGCUUUGGUACGACAAGGCGGAGGCCGCGACGGGAGAGAAAGUGAGGGCCAAGACCGUUGCCGCGCUUGUCAAGGCAUACGUGAAGGCCGGGGACGUGCAGGGUGCCGAGCGCUGUCUCGCCGACGCCGUCAAGAAGGACGGUAUGGAGCUGAACAAUGUGGUGUACACCACCAUGAUCAACGCCUACGCGGAGAGCGGGGACGUGGAUGGGGCAAGCGCCUGGUUCCGGCGCGCGCGCGAGAAAUCCCGCGAACGCUUAAAUCUGUGGAGCUACAAUGCCAUGAUCAAAGCAUGCGCCAAUGCUCGAGAUCCCGCGAGAGCCCAGCAAUGGUUCAACAUUGCCAUUGAAGACGGCCUCAAGCCGGAUGUCUGGAGCUACACCCUGAUGAUCUCGGCCUGCGGGAAAGCCGGCCGCGUGGGCGAGGCAAGAAGAUGGCUAGAGAGAAUGGAACCGGCCGGCGUCCAGCCCAACGUUGUCUCCUAUACCGAGGCCAUUAAAGCAGGAGCGCAGUCGCGAACAAGCAAGGCGCCUGGCCUUCGAGAGUACCAGCUCUUUGCCAGGAUGCUCUCCGAGGGGGUGUGGCCUACGGUUGUCACCUACAACUUCCUCCUGCAGUCCAUGGUGAGGAGCAGGCCGAAAAUGAUGAGGGAGGCAGAGGAUGUGUUCAGACAUAUGGCGCAGUGCAAGCUCAAGCCCAACAAGUUCACGCAGAUCAACCUGGCCAGGGUGCUGGGUCUGGAACGGACCUUGGAGCUCUGCAAAGAGCUGGGCUUCAAGGUGGCGCCCGACCUUCACUGA
Molecule: messenger RNA, 1938 nt
Organism: Symbiodinium natans
Lineage: Eukaryota; Dinophyceae; Suessiales; Symbiodiniaceae
Source: the annotation of a GenBank genome assembly